CUGGGUCUAAGCCAGGCACACACCCAACAGUAUACACACGUCAAAUUCUCGACCUAAAUUCUCGUCCCUACAGGUGAAUCAGUAACGGAUAUUCGCAGCUGGUACCAGUGAACUUCGGGAUGCGCGGAUGAACACAGCACAGUUGUCAAAAUGCCAGCGGUAGAUGUGAUAGAUCCGGGACACCCGGCAGAAAUAAAUACGAAGACUGUCACGACCGACAACUAUGUAACUAACAUCACGGUGGGCCAACAAAACGGCGCCCAAGAAACAAGUCCUAAUGGACUCCAAAAGAAGGUGUCAUUCGUUGAGGGCCCGGCCAGCGUUAUACCUACUAGUGAAAACCCAAUAAAAGACUCGGAAAACAACGACGUGUUGUCCCCAGAAGAUCAUGAGACGUCGCAACUGUCAGAGGGGUAUGGGAGCACGGGCAGUUACCAGUCAUCCCCAGGGUCACAGCCCUCUUUUGGGACAAGUACCAAAACGGAAGAGGAAGCAGACGAUAGUUUGGAGAACGGCAGGCCCGACAUUCCAAUAUUUUCAAGUUCCUUUGAUUUUUCAAAAGUUGCCAAUAUUGACAAGCCGGGGUUAUUUAAAGCGACGUCAGAGCCCCGAGAUAGCCCAACGGCGGAGUCUACAGUAAUGAAGUCUGAGAGUCACCCUGAGGCUCACCCCGCCAGAGAUGCAAUACUAAGCGGAGACUUGGUUCAGCUCAAGGGGAUUAUGUCGCAGAGGCAGUUUAGUCUAGUGGACAAACAGGGUAACACAGCACUUCACCUCUGCGCCAAGCUCGGGCAGAUCAACUUCUUAAAGUGGUUAUUGAAUAAUAGUCACAUUCCUCUGGGUGCCAAGAAUGAACGAGGAGAAACAUGCCUUCAUAAAGCAGCUAGGUUUGGACAUUUUAAGACACUGAAGAACAUAAUCCAGUACAAGAGAGAUCGGCGCUUAGAUCUGGUGUGUGACCGGGAUGCACUGGGACUCACUGUCCUGCACUUAGCAACAAUUAUUGGACAUGCACCGAUGGUCGAGUGGCUUUCAGACAAAUUUGGAAGAAUGUUGGGUAUGAUGAAAGCUAAUAACGGGGCCUUGGCUAUACACAUAGCGGCUGCAAGAGGUGAUUUGCCCUGCACACAGGCGCUUGCAAAAAUUGGGAAACACGCUGUCAAUGCACAGGAUAACUUUGGGGCCACACCAAUGUAUUAUGCCGCACAAGAGGGCCAUCUGUCCUGCUUGCAACACUUGGUCAAUCACCAUGGAGACGUUCGGACACUGACCAAAGCAAAGAUGACCCUUCUUCAUGCGGCAGCCCAGAGCGGACAUAUCGAGACAGUCAAAUACCUUGUCCAGAAAAUGGGACAGAGGGCGCUGCUGUCUCAGGCACAGGACGGCGCCACGCCCUUUCACUUCGCUGCCGCCCAGAAUCACGUAGAGAUUCUCCGUACAUUGCUGGCCAUGAAGAUCCCUCAGCAGGCCGUGGCCAUGUCCAGUGUGUGGCUAGUGGACGUGACCGGAGGGACGCCCGCUCACGACGCAGCAGAACACGGGCAUGUGGAGGCCCUGAAAGUACUGAUAGACGCCGGGAUCGACAUACAUAUCAAGGACAAUGAUGGUGACAGUCCCUAUAUCCUGGCUAUACAAAGUAGUAACCCAGAGUGUGGGAUGUUCGCCCGUUCAUUGACUGGUGGAGUAAUAUUGGAUGAGAAAGAACUGGAGAAGACCAGAGGUUAUAUAAAUGAGAAAGACCCCACAAUCUUAGAUGUUCAUGCAAUGUCAAAUGAGGAAGCCUUGAAGUUCAAGAUGAAUGCACAUGGUUCAGAAGAUCAUCCAGAACAAAAGCAUAAACAAGAAAAGCACAAGAAACAAAAAGAUAAGCACAAGUCAGACAACCACGAGGAAGACCUACCAGACCCAGUGCUGCAGGGGGAGUUUAUCUUAAAGGAGCCAGAGCCUGAAUAUCAUGCCUCCUUCCUACCGCGGCUGGAAAGAGCCACACCGGGAGUCAGCCCAUUUUUAUACCUGCAAAAAAAUCGUCCAACACCUAUUGCCCUCCCAUAUCAAAACGAAGAUGCACCCGUGCUUACACAGCAGAGGGAAUCUGACGACGAAUUAGACGUAAGCGAUCUAAACAGUCUAAAAACACCCAUGAAGAUCAUCCAGGAGUCGCAGGGGUUUUCAAGCAGUACUAGAGUGACGACAGUGUCAGCAACAAACGGACCGUCUCCAUCCACUUCACCAACCGGAUUACUAUCCAUUUCUCCAACCGGAUCUCCAGACGCGGUGUCUUUUCGGCCAAGUGAAUUACAGACUGCCGCACUGAGCUCACAGAUGACUGGACUUCUACCUGCUGUCAGUGCGUUUCCUUCAACUCAACCUGAUAGUCCCAAGUCUGAUGUAUCGUUAGAAAUUCGACCACAGAGUGAUGCAGCAACUUGCGUCGUUAUUUCGUACCCACAAGAGGACAGUGCAGUGCCGAGCGGCGGAACCAACCGACCACGCCCUAUUGUUACGUUUAAGGACAAUAAUAACGUACCUCUUGGGGUUAAUACUUCAUCAGCGUCCUCCGCCAUAGCAUCUCCAGUGACUAUGACGGCAGGAUCCCCAGGACCUACAGUAACCAGAACUGAGUCGAAAGACAUAAAACUUUCCACGGUCCCAUCUCCUGAAACAGGCGAGACUACAUCCACAACUGUGGCAAUAACUGAGACUAAGAUCGUAUCUCCUAAAACCAGUGGGUCUCCUGUAUCGACAACUUUGUCUGUAGAAUCAACAGAAUUGAAGCAACUAAAGACAGCUUCUCCAGAUUUAAAACCACGGCAACUUUCGCUGGCAGUAUCAACGGCGGCUACGGAAACACGGACGCGGUCUAAAGGCAUUCCUCCACCCGUGUUACCUAAGCCAAAAAGUCCACGUUCUCCGACGCCAAGCCCGGGUGGGCCGACGAGCCCCCCUACCCCUCCACCCCCUUCUUGGACACCACCUCCACCUCCUUUGGGAAUUGCUGUUCAUCGGGGUGAGUCAAGUUCAUCAUCUGCAGCAGUGUCUGUCACAACAUCAGUCCCGCCACCACCACCACCUCCACCUCCGCCUCCGCCUCCAACAGUGCCAUUAACUGUAGUCCAUCCUCCUGUACCCAGUCACAUGGACCCAGCGGAAGAGACCUAUCUUAAGACAGCCGUGGAGGAGCUACGGGAAGGCACAGUCAGUCCCGCGCCAUUGUUGGCACCCAAUGUCGACCCAGCACGUCCCGAGUCCGUGUCUCCUGCCAGUCGAAUAACCCAAGAUGCGAAGUCUGUACUGAAACAAAUACCGAACCGAGAUGUAGAUGAUGUGGAUGCAAUGAAUAGUAGCAGUACACAUUUUGACUACAGUGCUUAUCAGAGAGCGCUUCUUCGACGUAAAACAGUUGGGCAGCUGCAACCCGUGAAACCGGUUAGCCUGGUGGCAGAUAUGAGGAAGAAAUUAGAAGAAACUCUUUUCAGAAAAACGAGAGGAAGUGAUAAUAACGUAACCCAACCGCCACCAAUAGCAACGCAACAGGUUGCAGUUGUAAAUGUGGCCCCAGGUGUCCCUCCUCCGCCGCCACCGCCGCCACCGCCGCCGCCGCCACCGCCACCGCCACCACCGCCACCGCUGCCACAUAUGAAUUUAGAAGUCUCGAACGACAUUCAGUACAAUGAAGAAGAUUUCCGAAACAUGCAAAUGGCUUUACAAAUGCGGAUGAACCAGUCUGCGCAGCAUUUGCCGAAUUUUCCCAUAUCUGAUACAUCCUUUCGUGCCGGCGGAUUUUACUAAAUAGUUUUUAAUUUCUGAACUCAUUUUGAAAUAAGUAAGACAUUUUGUUACUAAGUUAUUCAUUAGUAUAGGAAUACGAUAGCAGCCACUGACUUAUUUUGCUCGAUAAUUGAUAUAACUACUGUCCUCUGGGGAUACAUGUACAUUGGCACUACUGCUGUCUUACUACAUGCACAACUAACACAGUCAAACGCAUAUGAAAAGUGCUACAAUAGCAGGAAUAUUAGUGGAAAACGUGGCAUGUUGAAUAUUACAUCGUAUGAAAUCGGUGCAGAGUCGAGGGGAAACACCUGGUACACUUAAUUAAACAAGAGAUUCUGUAAUCAAGAGUUUAUUAUGCUUAGCGAAGCUUGUUAUUUAGCAGAAACUAUCAUGCACUAUGUACUGUCAAGCACCAAGUACGUAAAAAAUUACAAUUGCACAUAUUG
Molecule: messenger RNA, 4217 nt
Organism: Lingula anatina
Lineage: Eukaryota; Metazoa; Brachiopoda; Lingulata; Lingulida; Lingulidae
Molecular function (GO): protein binding
Source: RefSeq, a predicted model, not a curated record